This is a messenger RNA of Lathyrus sativus (Indian pea), 2133 nucleotides long. The record is from the annotation of a GenBank genome assembly. Lineage: Eukaryota; Viridiplantae; Streptophyta; Magnoliopsida; Fabales; Fabaceae.
AUGAAUUUAUUUCCUGCAAUUUUCCUUGUGUUUCUUAUUCCAUCUUCACUUGCACAAUUAUCAAAAGCUGAAACCAGAAUUCUCUUCCAAGUUCAGAAGCUUCUAGAAUAUCCACAAGUUCUUCAAGGAUGGAACAACUGGACAAACUUCUGCUUCCUCCCUCCUUCACUCUCACUCAAAAUAGUUUGUUCCAACGGCCGCUUAAUCGAACUAACCGUCAUCGGAGACCGAACUUCUCCAUCAUCACACAGCUCUGAACCUUUUCAAGCACUUUCAGGAACUUUCUCAACUGACUCAUUUUUCACUGUUUUGACUAAACUUUCAAAUUUGAAGGUUCUGUCAUUAGUUUCAUUAGGUUUAUGGGGUACAAUACCAGAAAAAAUCAAUAGGUUUUCAUCUCUUGAAAUUCUCAACAUUAGUUCGAAUUUCAUUUCCGGUGAAAUUCCUGAUUCAAUAUCUUCCAUGAAAAAUUUGAAAAGUGUUGUUUUCGCUGAUAAUCUUUUGAAUGGAAAUAUUCCAGAUCUCACAAGUUUAUCUUCUCUUGAAGAGGUGAAUUUUGAUGGAAAUAAAUUAGGUCCUGAAUUUCCUUCCAUUGGUAACAAUAUUGUGAAAAUCAUCUUGAGAAAAAACUCUAUAAGAUCUCAAAUUCUUCUUGAUCUUUCCAAUUUUGAAAAACUUCAAAUAUUUGAUGUUUCUAUAAAUAAUUUGAUUGGGAGAAUUCCAAAUUCUAUAUUCUCUCUACCUUCACUUCAUUACCUAAAUUUGUCUUCAAACAAAUUUAGUGGAAACCUCUCGACGAAUUUGCCUUGUAGUUCAUCUUCAUCCUUGAAUUAUGUUGAUAUUUCGCAUAAUUUCCUAAUAGGAAAAUUACCGUUAUGCAUGGUGAAGUCGAAGGCGAAAGUUUUGUAUUCGUGGAAUUGUUUGUCGAUGAAAGGUUUGAAAGAUGAACAACAUUCAUUGUCAUAUUGCAAAAGAGAUGCAGCUUUGGCUGUUAAGCCUCAGAAAAGAAAGGUGGAGAAGGGAUCAAGUAUGAAAUUAGGUCUUGUGCUUGUUAUUGUUGGAGGUGUUGUGGGAAUUGCUUGUGUUUUAGCUUUGAUCAUUGUGUUUGUCUUGUGGAAGUCGAAACCGGAAAGAUUGAAUCGUAAUAUGGGUGGAUCUGUUGCUCAUAAGUUUUCAGAAAAAUCAAAUAUGAACGCAAGACAUGUUCCUCAAACAAUGAGGCUAGUUACACAUGGACAACCACCAUACAAUAUUUUCACAGAAGAAGAAAUUGAAGAUGCAACAAACAACUUUGACCAAUCAAAUCUAAUAGGAGAAGGAUCACAAGGACAGAUUUAUAAAGGUUGGUUGAGAAAUGGUUCAGUGGUCCUUAUUAAUUGUAUAAAGAUAAAGCAGAAGGGUUUACCACAUAGCAUUAUGCAGCAGUUAGAUGUAUUACAAAAUUUGAGGCAUAGACAUAUGGUUAGUGUUUUAGGACAUUGUCUCAUUACCCAUCAGGAUCCUCCUCAAGUAACAAGCACAGUCUUCAUUGUACUUGAAUACAUCUCAAAUGUGUCUUUGAGAGAUCAACUUACAGAUGGGAAAAAGAAGGAUAUGCUGAAAUGGCCACAAAGAAUGGCAAUAAGCAUAGGAAUUGCAAAAGGAGUUCAGUUCUUACAUACAGGUGUUGCUCCUGGAAUAUUUGGCAACAAUUUAAAGAUUGAGAAUAUUUUGUUGGAUGAUAGUCUCAAUGCAAAAGUUAGUGGAUACAGAAUUCCAUUGCCAUCCAAGAGCACAGUUAUUGAACAAAGUGAUGCAGAAAAAGAAGAUAUUUAUCAGUUAGGUGUUAUUCUGCUUGAAGUCAUAACAGGUAGACAGAUUGCAUCCUCCAAUGAAGUAGAUCAGCUCAAGGAUGAGUUUGAAAGAAGUUCAUCAGAACCACCAUCAUCAAUACUAAGAAGUACAAUUGAUCCUUCUCUGAGAGGGAGUUAUGCCUAUGAAUCAAUGAAUACUGCAGUUCAGAUUACCAUCAAUUGUCUCUCAAAGGUUUCUAGUAAGCGUCCUUCAAUAGAGGAUGUUCUCUGGAAUUUGCAGUAUUCAAUGCAAGUUCAAGAGUCUUGGACUAGCAGUGGGAAUCUCAGCACAAAAUUUUAA